Molecule: messenger RNA, 1850 nt
Organism: Phyllostomus discolor (pale spear-nosed bat)
Lineage: Eukaryota; Metazoa; Chordata; Mammalia; Chiroptera; Phyllostomidae
Product: F-box only protein 44
Biological process (GO): SCF-dependent proteasomal ubiquitin-dependent protein catabolic process; glycoprotein catabolic process
Cellular component (GO): cytoplasm; SCF ubiquitin ligase complex
Molecular function (GO): ubiquitin protein ligase activity; protein binding
Source: RefSeq, a predicted model, not a curated record
GAGGGCGGUGGAGGCGGGGCCGGGGCAGGGCGCUUACACCAGCGACCGCAGGCGGAGGCCGGCUCAGCUCCUGCGACCGAGCGGGAUCUCGCAGCGGCGGCCGAAUGCAGGAGAGCGUCCGGAAGCCGGGAGCCAUGGCGGCGGGAAACAUCAACGAGCUGCCCGAGACCAUCCUGCUGGAACUGUUCACGCACGUGCCCGCGCGCCAGCUGCUGCUGCGCUGCCGCCUGGUCUGCAGCCUCUGGCGCGACCUCAUCGACCUCGUCACCCUCUGGAAGCGCAAGUGCCUGCGGGAGGGCUUCAUCACCGAGGACUGGGACCAGCCGGUGGCCGACUGGAAGAUCUUCUACUUCCUACGCAGCCUGCACAGGAACCUCCUGCACAACCCGUGCGCAGAAGAGGGGUUUGAGUUCUGGAGCCUGGACGUGAAUGGAGGCGAUGAGUGGAAGGUGGAAGAUCUCUCCAGAGACCAGAGGAAGGAAUUCCCCAAUGACCAGGUCAAGAAAUACUUCGUGACUUCUUAUUACACCUGCCUCAAGUCCCAGGUGGUGGACCUCAAGGCCGAAGGGUAUUGGGAGGAGCUGAUGGACACCACACGGCCGGACAUCAAGGUCAAGGACUGGUUCGCAGCAAGGCCGGACUGCGGGUCCAAGUACCAGCUGUGCGUUCAGCUCCUGUCGUCAGCGCAUGCGCCUCUGGGGACCUUCCAGCCAGACCCAGCGAUGAUCCAGCAGAAGAGCGACGCCAAGUGGAGGGAGGUCUCCCACACCUUCUCCAACUACCCGCCCGGCGUCCGCUACAUCUGGUUUCAGCACGGCGGUGUGGACACCCACUACUGGGCCGGCUGGUACGGCCCGAGGGUCACCAACAGCAGCAUCACCAUCGGGCCCCGCUGCCCUGAUGUCUCCGAGCCCCCAUCCACAGAACGCUGACUGGUAAACUGUUGUCAGAGAAAGGCCGGGCGUGGGGAGGGGAGGUGGGCCAGGCUUCCCCAGAGCUCCUAGUUCAGCCUCACUCCCCGCCCCGCCUCUUUGUGGAGCCUCUCCAUUCGUGCCACCUUCACGUGCCGUGGACAGCCAGCUCUCCGUCCGAGGGCUCGACCUGAACAAUGAGGCCUUUAAGAGAGGGGCCCCUGAGGUUAGGGAGGUAUAGGGUGUCCCCCAGGGUCCUCCCCCAGACCCUCUGAGGGUGGGUCUCCAAGCUCAGAUGGCAGGCAGCCUAGAUCUGGGUUUUUCUACCUUCCCCUCCUGGGCCUUUCUCCGUGUGUCUUUUGGGGCCCCUUGAAGCAGGGGCAGAGUAAAGGGCAUCUGGCAAGACUGUGGCUGCCCUGGAUCAUGCAGAUGCUGGCAGGUGACUGUGGAGCUCGGACAGGCCUGAGAGGGGAAGGAGGGCUCUGCUGUUCCCAAGCUCUCCCUCUGCCCACUGGCUCUGAGUGGUGGCCGAGGCCCAGGGGCUCCUGCCUGGUCUGAGACGGGCAGGCCCAGGGAGGGGUAGAGCCCACGCCAGGUCUGGGCUGUCCUCACCAUCGGUGACGCCCCAGAAGCCAGAUGGGGUGGGGCUCUCCAGAAAACCUCCAGAAUCCCGUACGUGGUAAUGCAGGGCAGGUGGGUGCAGGAUUGGGCUGUGAUUCUGAGAGCUAGGACGUAUGGGCAUAGGAUGAGUGGGGUGGGGGUUUUCAAGGACCACCCGUCCACCUGCAUGCCUGGACCAGGCCCCCACCUCGCCCUGGGAACUGCCAUUCACAGGGCCUCCCCGCCCUGCCCUGCGCCUCUCCCUCCUGCUGGAAGGACACCAGCGCUCUGAUCCCACCCCUGCCGCAUGCAGCCAAAUAAAAGGCCAUCCCAGCCCAA